AUGUCUGAGUACCAGCGUAUGUCGAUUGACGCUUUGCUGUCAGUCAGGAAGACGCUUAGAAGCGAGUCGGAUGCGGUUACAGGCCUUUCCAAACAGUUUGACAAUGACCUGUUCUCUCAGGUGAACUUGGCGAACACGUUGAAGAUCUUCUACGAGACUCACUUGAGAGGUGGUAAAAUUGUCUGCUGUGGUAUUGGCAAGUCUUUUAAGAUUGCAACAAAGACUGUGGCUACUAUGAAAUCUUUAUCCAUUAGCGCAGACGUUUUACAUCCAUCUGAAGCUCUUCACGGUGAUCUCGGCUUGUUAAGAGACCGUGACUGCUUGGUGUUCUUUACAGCCAGUGGCAAUACGCCCGAGCUUCUUCAGCUUUUACCACACCUUUCUCCAUACUUGCCGAUCGUGCUAUUGACAUGCAACAAGUCCUCUAAGUUGUCUGACCAUCCACAGGUACAAGCCUUAUUGUUCGCUGAACUACCGGCUCACUUGAAAGAAGACGUGAUCCAUGGACUCCCGGCACCGACCAUCUCCACUACAUUGUCACUCGUUUUGGCUGACGCCGCUGUUUUGGCAUUAUCUGAGAUGAUCGAGAAGGAUGAGGCCAAGCGUCGUAAGCUCUUCUCCAUGAAGCACCCUGGUGGCUCCAUCGGUUCAGACUUGAGUUAUUUGAACGACAACUUUGCUAAACUUGGAGCCUCAUUUGUCACUAGCAAUACCAGUACUGCGACUCAUACCGAAAGUUAUUCAUCGCUCUUGUCGUUGACUCAGGUGAAGAAAUCGUUUGGGUCGACGGGUGGGGCUCGUUCAGAGGCAACUUCGAUCGACAGUUCUGAUAGCGAGGAGCUAGAAAUCAAGUCUAAGAUUGAUAAUGAACUUUCUCAUGCCAUCAAAAGUGCUUCUCCAGAUCUGGUGUUGAGCGUGAAACAAGACGAAUUAACUACAUGGAGUGAAGUUGAUCUUCUCAAAAACGUAACGAUUCAUGACUUCAUCACAUUCCUGAACCAACAUGCCUCGUUUGGUCUGACAAGUGACAGCAUUCGUGCUUUCUAUAAAUUCGCCUCGACUGGUGGUUGGUCAGGCAUGGAACAAUUGUUGCCUAUUUUUAAAAUGAUUGACCUUUAA
This is a messenger RNA of Candidozyma haemuli, 1119 nucleotides long. RefSeq lists its product as uncharacterized. Gene Ontology annotation, biological process: carbohydrate derivative metabolic process. The transcript has a single exon. Gene Ontology annotation, molecular function: carbohydrate derivative binding. The record is from RefSeq and is a predicted model, not a curated record. The coding region runs from base 1 to 1119 and encodes 372 amino acids. NCBI's taxonomy places the organism in Eukaryota, Fungi, Ascomycota, Pichiomycetes, Serinales, Metschnikowiaceae.